CAGUCCAAAGUAUGAAGAAGCACGAGCGCGUGAAGUGAGGGAAAAGUACGGAGAGUAUCCAGAGGGGCUCACGCGCACAAACCGGAGGCAGAUCCACGUUAAUAAGCGGAUAUUCGGACCGGGGAGAGGCCGUGGUGAGUUCAGGAGCAGCGGACAUCUUCUUGACUCCUCCAGGAGAGAGAACGCCGCCAUGGAGAGGACGGAGCGGCUGUAGGAGCAGACGGAGCAGACGGAGCAGACAUGGGCGCAGCGCUGCUGCUGUGGAGCUGCCUGCUGUCCGCGGCGCACGGCUCUCCUCUCCUCCUCUUUGCAAACCGGCGUGAUGUUCGACUCGUGGACGCCGAGGGCGUGCGGGGCGAGUCGGCCAUCGUCGUCAGUGACCUGGAGGACGCGGCGGCGGUGGACUUCCUGUACUCUGAGGGUCUGAUAUUCUGGACAGAUGUGAGCGAGGAGGCCAUCAAGCAGACGCACUGGAACCAGUCGUCCAACUCUCUUAAAGAGGCUCUGGGGACGGGUCAGACCGUGGUGGUCUCCGGUCUGGACAGUCCUGAUGGGCUGGCCUGUGAUUGGCUUGGUAGGAAGCUUUAUUGGACGGACUCAGAGACCAAUCGGAUCGAAGUGGCCAACCUGGACGGCUCCUCCAGGAAGGUCCUGUUCUGGAUGGACCUGGACCAGCCGAGGGCCAUCGCCCUGAACCCGGCACAGCGUUACAUGUACUGGACAGACUGGGGGGAGGAGCCAAGGAUAGAGCGAGCUGGGAUGGACGGCAGUAACAGGAAAGUGAUCGUGGACACAGACAUCUACUGGCCCAACGGUCUGACCAUCGACCUGCGAGAACAGAAGCUGUACUGGGCCGACGCCAAGCUCAGCUUCAUCCACAGAGCCAACCUGGACGGAUCAGCACGUGAGACCGUGGUAGAGGGGACCCUGACUCAUCCCUUCGCCCUGACGCUGUCCGAGGAGACCCUGUACUGGACGGACUGGCAGACCCGCUCCAUCCACGCCUGCAACAAACACAGCGGAGACAAAACGCGAGAGAUCCUCAGCGGCAUCUAUUCCCCCAUGGACAUCCAGGUCCUGGAGUCCCACAGACAGCCCCACAUCCAGACCCCCUGCAGUGAUAACAAUGGAGGCUGCAGUCAUCUGUGCCUCCUCUCUCCGCUGCAGCCUUUCUACAGCUGUGCCUGUCCCACUGGGGUCCAGCUCAAAGAGGACGGGAAGACCUGCAAACCAGGAGCGGAGCAGGUUCUGCUGCUGGCUCGACGGACCGACCUGAGGAGGAUCUCCCUGGACCUUCCAGACUUCACAGACAUUGUCCUUCAGGUCGAUGACAUUCGCCACGCAAUAGCUAUAGACUACGACCCUGUUGAGGGUUACGUCUACUGGACAGACGAUGAGGUUCGAGCCAUCAGGAGAUCCCGCAUCGAUGGCAGCAAUGCCAUGAUGCUGGUUACCACGGAGAUCAACCACCCAGACGGGAUAGCUGUGGACUGGGUGGCCAGGAACCUGUACUGGACUGACACAGGAACUGACCGCAUAGAGGUCACCAGGUUAAACGGAACCUUCAGGAAAAUUUUAAUUUCAGAGAACUUGGAUGAACCCAGAGCCAUCGUCCUGGACCCCGUCAAUGGCUUCAUGUACUGGACCGACUGGGGCGAGCAUCCAAAGAUCGAGCGGGCCAACCUGGACGGGAUGGACCGGCUGGUUUUGCUAAACACUUCUCUGGGCUGGCCAAACGGACUCGCCAUUGAUCACACGGCGGGAAAACUGUACUGGGGGGACGCAAAGACGGACAAGAUAGAGGUUAUAAAUGUAGACGGCACUAACAGACAGACUCUCCUGGAGGACAAGCUGCCUCACAUCUUCGGGUUCACGCUGCUCGGAGAUUUCAUCUACUGGACCGACUGGCAGCGGCGCAGCAUCGAGAGGGUCCACAAAAUCACGGCAGUACGAGAGAUCAUCAUCGAUCAGCUGCCUGACCUCAUGGGGCUGAAGGCGACCAAAGUGACCGAGACUUUCGGUACAAACGGCUGUGCAAUAGACAACGGCGGGUGCAGCCAUCUUUGUUUCUGGUGUCGGCAGGCGAUCAGCUGUGCCUGUCCAAUGGGGAUGGAGCUGCUCUCUGACCUGCAGACCUGUGUGGUUCCUGAGGCCUUCCUGCUCUUCACCAACAGGGACAACAUCCGCAGCAUCUCUCUGGGUACCAACAGCAACGACGUGGCCAUCCCUCUGACGGGGGUCAAAGAGGCAUCGGCUCUCGACUUUGACUUUUCUGAGAGAAGAAUUUAUUGGACGGACAUUCAGGCCAAGACAAUCAGCAGAGCCUACAUGAACGGCAGCUCCGUGGAGCACGUCAUCGAGUUUGGACUCGACUACCCAGAAGGCAUGGCGGUGGACUGGAUGGGUCGCAACAUCUACUGGGCCGAUACGGGGACCAACCGCAUCGAGGUGGCCCGGCUGGACGGUCAGUACCGGCAGGUCCUGGUCUGUAAAGACCUGGACAAUCCACGCUCGCUGGACAACCCUCGAUCCCUCGCUCUGGACCCCGCCAACGGAUUCAUGUACUGGACCGAGUGGGGGGGCCGGCCUCGGAUUGCCCGGGCCUACAUGGAUGGGAGCACCACAAACACCCUGGUGGACAAAGUGGGCCGGGCCAACGGCCUCACCAUCGACUACGUGGACCAUCGGCUGUACUGGACCGACCUGGACACCUGCAUGAUCGAGAGCACCAACAUGCAAGGCCUGCAGAGGGAGAUCAUCGUAGACGACCUUCCUCACCCCUUCGGUCUCACUCAGUACAGAGACUUUAUCUACUGGACUGACUUCAACCUCCGCAGCAUCGAACGAGCAGAUAAACGCAGCGGACUGAACCGCACCGUGGUGCUGCAGGGCCAGCUGGAGCUGAUGCUGGACAUCCUCGUCUUUCACUCGUCUCGCCAGGAAGGAACCAAUGAGUGUUCCCAUAACAACGGCAACUGUGCCCACCUUUGCCUGGCCACGCCCGCUGGAGCUCAGUGCCGCUGUGCCUCCCACUAUACGCUGAAUUCAGACCGGAGGAACUGCAGCUCUCCCUCCAGCUUCCUGCUCUUCAGUCAGAAGGCCAGCAUCAGCCGCAUGGUUCUGGGCGAGCAGAGUCCUGACAUCAUCCUGCCCAUCCACGUCCUAAGGAACGUCCGCGCCGUCAGCUACGACCCGCUGGACCGGCUGGUGUACUGGCUGGACGGAAGGCAGAACAUCCGCAGGGCGAGAGACGACGGAGCCAUGUCGUCCAUGAUCGUCAGCAGCAGCGUUCAGGACAACCAGCUCCACGACCUGAGCCUGGACCCCUACAGCCGCCAUCUUUACUGGACCUGCGAGACCACCAACACCAUCAACGUACAGCGCAUGGAUGGUCACAUGGUGGGCGUGGUCCUAAAGGAUGACACGGACAAACCACGAGCCAUCGUGGUCAACGCUGAGAAAGGGUACAUGUACUUCACCACGGUUCAGGAGCGCUCAGCCAAGAUCGAGGGAGCGAGUCUAGACGGGACGGAGAGAGAGUCUCUGUUCACCACCGGACUCAUCCGGCCCGUGGCUCUGGCUCUGGACAACAAACUGGGGAAGCUGUUCUGGGUGGACGCCGACCUCAAACGCAUCGAGAGCAGCGACCUGACGGGAGCCAACCGCAUCGUCCUUCAGGACUCCAACAUCCUCCAGCCCAUGGGUCUGACCAUCCUGGGAGACCACCUGUACUGGAUCGACCGGCAGCAGCAGAUGAUCGAGAGGGUGGACAAACUGAGCGGCGACAGACGCACACGCAUCCAGGGACGGAUCUCAUACCUGACGUCUGUCCACGCCGUGGAGGAGAUGGACCCUCAGGAGUUUGCAUCACAUCCUUGUUCCCGUGACAACGGAGGUUGCUCUCACAUCUGCAUCGCUAAAGGAGACGGGACACCUCGCUGCUCUUGUCCCAUGCACCUGGUGUUACUGCAGGACCUGCUGCACUGUGGAGGUAAAGAAACACACAAACAAACACACAAACAACAUCAUGGUGCAGUCACCCUUUGUUAAACAAGCCAGAGGGGA
Cheilinus undulatus (humphead wrasse) is the source of this 4065-nucleotide messenger RNA. It is a transcript of the gene lrp5, whose product is annotated as low density lipoprotein receptor-related protein 5. Bases 241 to 4050 code for a protein of 1269 amino acids. NCBI's taxonomy places the organism in Eukaryota, Metazoa, Chordata, Actinopteri, Labriformes, Labridae. The record is from RefSeq and is a predicted model, not a curated record. The transcript has 23 exons.